AUGCUUAAAUGUCCAUUUUUUCAGGUACCUGCACAAUUAACAAGUUAUAUGAAAUCAAAAGGAAUAUUCCCGAAACAGAUUUGUCCCAUUUCAUGUGAUGAUGAUCGAAAAUUGUCUGUAGUAGAACGAGGAUAUCCAAAUAUUCAAACAACAUCACGAACAAGAAGGCGUAUGUUACCUGCAGUGCCAUGUGAGGAAGUACAAAAUAUGCAUAUUAAUCCAACUAGGAUUAGAAUUCUAAUGAAAUCUCGCAAUUUUGAUCAGGAAAUUCAUAAUUGCACCAAUGACUGA
Messenger RNA from Brugia pahangi, 291 nucleotides. The record is from the annotation of a GenBank genome assembly. Lineage: Eukaryota; Metazoa; Nematoda; Chromadorea; Rhabditida; Onchocercidae.